UUCCGGCGCGCGGCCAUGGCGGUGCGGCUGAGGCGGCGCUCGGCGGGGCCGGUGGGGCCCGUUCAGCUCCUGCCGUGUCGCGUCCGCAGCGACGGCGACGCCCCCGUGAGGGCCUUGAGGGCCAGGGAGGGGCCCCAAGGCGAUCUGUGGGCCUCGUUCCGUGGACGCCGCUUGGGGGGCCGGGAGUUGCCGCUGCCCCACGGAUUCCGUGGGGCAGUGCUGCGUGAAGAAGAGCCGCCCCACGGCGACCCCGAGGAGCGGUGGCUGACGGAGACGGGGACGUUCGGGGCGGUGACGGAGUGGGGGGCAGACGCUGUGCCCCCCCCCCGCUAUGGGGCUGGCGCGGGCGCUGCAGUGGGGCAGCCUGGCCCAGGCGCUCCACGCUGCGGUCCCGGAGGACGACGAGGACGAUGAGUUGAAGCCCUGAGGCCGCCGUGAGCCCUUCCCAGUGCCCUCCCAGUCCUUCCCAGUUCCCACUGGUCUCUCCCAGUGCCCUCCCAGUCUCCUCCAAACCCCUCCCAGUCCCCUCCAAUCCCCUCC
Cuculus canorus (common cuckoo) is the source of this 540-nucleotide messenger RNA. Its product is annotated as ribonuclease H2 subunit C-like. Gene Ontology annotation, cellular component: ribonuclease H2 complex. The record is from RefSeq and is a predicted model, not a curated record. Gene Ontology annotation, biological process: RNA catabolic process. Lineage: Eukaryota; Metazoa; Chordata; Aves; Cuculiformes; Cuculidae.